Truncatella angustata is the source of this 1683-nucleotide messenger RNA. RefSeq names its product carboxypeptidase. The coding region runs from base 1 to 1683 and encodes 560 amino acids. The record is from RefSeq and is a predicted model, not a curated record. Gene Ontology annotation, molecular function: zinc ion binding; metallocarboxypeptidase activity. The transcript has 2 exons. Gene Ontology annotation, biological process: proteolysis. Lineage: Eukaryota; Fungi; Ascomycota; Sordariomycetes; Amphisphaeriales; Sporocadaceae.
AUGUGCUGUGCUAAAGUUACGACAGUUGUCUGGCUACUGCUGUCGGUCGGUAACGCUGCACGCUACGGCAAUAACCACGUCUCUGUCUCUAGAGACAGCGAUCUGGUUGCAGCAAAAUUCCCCGCUACCAACAUCGAAUUGUUGUCACCUGCUUUUGAGAAUCCAGAAACCAGGCCAAGUGACUUCGCUGAAGGUGUAGCCGGCCCGACGGACGAUACAACGCUUGAUCACUUCAUCCAAACCGUUGCUAAGAAGCAUGACUGGAUGAAUUAUCACAUCGCGGAUUUCACAUCCGAAGAAGGUCGUCCUUUCCCUUACGUAUAUCUAUCGUUAUCCUCACAAGCUCCUCUGCAGUCAUCUGACUCCUCCAAGCUACGCGUAUGGCUGCAAGGAGGUGUGCAUGGCAAUGAGCCAGCAGGUGACCAAGCGCUGCUUGCUCUCAUCGGCAAGCUAGAUGCCGAACAGACGUGGACUUUGGCACUCCUCGAGAAGAUGGACAUUGUCAUCUGGCCAAGGUACAAUCCAGAUGGAGUCGCCUAUUUUCAGCGAGCAUUAGCUACAAACCUUGAUCCAAACAGGGAGCAUACCAAACUGAACGUCCAGCAAUCCCGUGAUGUCAAAAAGCUAUUCAGUGCGUUCUCUCCCCACAUUACAGUGGACAUGCAUGAGUUCACACCUCGCUACUAUGGUCACUACCGCCACGGUAUGGACGCGCUUGUUGCAGCUGGGAAGAAUCUGAAUAUUCAUCCAGCCAUUCGCAACUUAUCAGAGCAGCUGUUCGCUGCGAAUGUGGGCCAAGCUCUCGACGCAGAUGGGUUCAGAUGGGAGCCGUACUUUACCGGAUCUCUGAACUCGGUGACUGAGAAGAUUGAGCUCACAGAAGCUGAAAGUGACGCCAAAGCCGGCCGGAACAAUUUUGCAAUGACCCAGUGCGUCACGAUCCUCUGUGAAGUGCGCGGCAUAAGUCUUGCCGAUCAGCACUUCCAGCGCCGCGUUGCUACAGCUCUGACCAUGGUCUCAAGCAUUCUACAAACAGCACGCGAAAACUCGGACCAGGUAUACAACAUUACGGAGGCUGCUAUACAAGACUUUACCAAUAGUGAUGAGGAUAUCAUAAUCUCAGACUACUCGGACACAGUGGAUCGCAACGUGACAUUUAUCGAUACUAACACGGGUGAGAUCACUAGAGUGCCAACGCGGUGGAAGAGCACGUCUCCAACAAUCGCCAAUCUGACAAGAACAAGACCGGAAGCAUAUUUGAUACCGCGUGCAUGGCAUGAUCUGGCCGGCCGAUUGCGCGACUCUGGCGUUGAGGUACAGACCAUGGACCAUGUUUUCCAAAGCACUGUUGAGACGCUGGAAAUCACUUCCGCUAGAAUUGCAGAUUAUUACUACGAGGGCGGCAUCAAGGUCACCGUAGAGACGAAGCCAGUAGACAGGAAUAUCACCUUACCGGGAGGGAGCUUUUGGGUUAGCACUCGGCAGAAGAAUGCUGCGCUUGCUUUUGCCACUCUGGAGCCUGAGGGUAUUGAUUCUUAUGUCAGUUUCAACUUGAUACCUGUUCACAAAGGAGAUGAAUAUCCAAUUUUUAGGGUGCUGAAGUCACAUAUAGGCCUGCAAAAUGAGUUGUUAGCUAGUGCUUUAGUCGCUAAUCAAGACCCUAGUCAACAGGCUAUUGCCUGA